UUUCGGGAGAAUUUGAGGAGAUUUUGGGGGAUUUUUUGGGAUUUUUGGAAGUUUUGGGGGAUUUUGGGAUCCUCCGUUACCUCCCCACCCCUCACAGGCCCCAGAGACGCGUCCGGAGCAGCGAUGGCCGCCAAGGUGAAGGUGGAGAAGCCAGAGCUGGAGGCGGGGGCUGCGCGGCGACGCCUGGACGCCGUCCUGGAGCAGCUCCUGCAGCGCGGCCCCAGGGAGCCGCUGGAGGAGGAGCCUGGGAAAGGCCCCGGGGACCCCCCGGCCAAGGAGGCCUCGCCCAGCGCUCCGGGAAAAAGGCCCCCCGGGCGAUUCCCGCAGCAGCGACGGAAGAAGAGGAGAGAGGGGGGGGAGGGGCUGGAGACCCCUCCCCAAAAACAGAACUCGUUCGUGAUCCGGCUCUUUGACCGCAGCGUGGAGCUGGGGCAGUUCCCGGCGGGGACCCCCCUGUACCCCGUGUGCCGCGCCUGGAUCGGCCACAGCCCCGCCCCCGCCCCGCCCCCUGAGCAGGCCCCCCCCGGAGCCGAGGAUGUUCUGGCCCUGCCCCCACCUGGCCCCGCCCUGGCCCCGCGGGUCCCCUCCCCCCUGGGCCCCGAGGAGGGGGCGGAGCCGCCCGACCAGGUGCUCGACCCCGCCCCCUCGAUUACGUCACUGAUCUACAAGAACAUGGACAGGUGGAAACGGGUGCGGCAGCGGUGGCGGGAGGCGGCGCAGCGGCAGCAGCAGCGUUACGGCCCCAGCCUGAGGCUGCUGCGCAUCAUCUAUGAGCGCCAGUAACGACACGCCCACCCCGGGCCACGCCCCCUCGGCCACACCCACUACAGUCACACCUGGCCACGCCCACACCCAUCAUGGUGACACCCACCCCUCUGGCCACGCCCACCCUGGCCUCGCCCAUUUCAUCCAUGCCCAUGGCCACACCCAGAUUGGCCACGCCCAUCGUGGCCACG
Molecule: messenger RNA, 956 nt
Organism: Pseudopodoces humilis (Tibetan ground-tit)
Lineage: Eukaryota; Metazoa; Chordata; Aves; Passeriformes; Paridae
Source: RefSeq, a predicted model, not a curated record